UUUCACCUGCAUAUCAUUUUCCGUGUGUGAACGGUUUUAAAGCAUAUAUUAAUUGUGAAUUUAGAUUACGCACCUUUUGCCGGUUUUGCUGUUGUUAUUCUUUUAACAGUUCAAGCUUAAUAUUUAAAAACAUGUCUAAUCGCGACGCAGCCACAAAUCAACUAAUCGACUAUAAAAAUAAUUUGUCGAAACCUCCGGGCACAAUUACAACAGGAGCUGGUAAUCCUGUUGGUAUUAAGGAUGCAACUCUAACCGUGGGACCAAGGGGUCCGGCAUUGUUGCAGGAUGUCAACUUUUUGGAUGAGAUGGCUGCCUUCGAUCGUGAACGCAUACCAGAGCGUGUAGUUCAUGCUAAAGGUGCCGGCGCUUUUGGUUAUUUCGAGGUGACGCAUGACAUUACGAAAUAUUGUGCCGCUAAGGUAUUCGAGAAGGUACAUAAGCGUACGCCGAUUGCAGUGCGUUUUUCCACCGUGGGCGGAGAAAGUGGAUCCGCUGAUACCGCCCGUGAUCCGCGCGGUUUUGCUGUAAAGUUUUACACUGAGGACGGUGUCUGGGAUUUGGUGGGCAAUAACACACCAAUUUUCUUUAUACGUGACCCAAUUCUUUUUCCCAGCUUUAUCCACACUCAGAAGCGUAAUCCGCAAACACAUUUGAAGGAUCCGGAUAUGUUCUGGGACUUUUUAACUCUGCGUCCGGAGAGUACUCACCAGGUGUCCUUUUUGUUUGGAGAUCGAGGCAUUCCCGAUGGUUAUCGUCAUAUGAAUGGAUAUGGUUCGCAUACUUUCAAGUUGGUUAAUUGUAAAGGGGAGCCUAUUUAUGCUAAAUUCCACUACAAAACUGAUCAGGGCAUUAAGAAUCUCGAUCCCAAGGUCGCUCAAGGGUUAUCAGCUACUGAUCCAGACUAUAGUAUUCGUGAUUUGUACAAUGCUAUUAAGAAUGGCAAUUACCCAAGUUGGACAUGGUAUUUGCAAGUGAUGACAUUUGAUCAAGCUAAGAAAUUCAAAUAUAAUCCCUUUGAUGUAACAAAAGUAUGGAGCCAUAAGGAUUUCCCACUUAUCCAAUUUGGCAAGAUGGUGCUCGAUAGAAAUCCUACCAAUUACUUUGCUGAAGUUGAACAAAUUGCCUUUAGUCCAGCACAUUUGGUUCCAGGCAUUGAACCAUCGCCCGACAAGAUGUUGCAAGGCCGACUUUUCUCGUACUCAGACACACACAGACAUCGUUUGGGCCCUAAUUAUUUGCAAAUACCGGUGAAUUGCCCUUAUCGUGUUAGUGUUACUAACUAUCAGCGCGACGGUCAAAUGCGUGUUAAUGAUAAUCAAGGUGGUGCUCCGAAUUAUUUCCCCAAUUCGUUCUCAGGACCAGACGAAAGUGCUCGUGCAAAGAGCUUGAUGCCAUGUUGCCCUGUGCAAGGUGAGGUUUAUCGCUUCACCAGCGGCUUCACCGAGGACAAUUAUAGCCAGGUGACCGAUUUUUGGGUUUAUGUUUUGGAUGAUAGAGCUCGCCAACGUUUGGUAGCUAACAUUGUUGACAGUUUGAGCAAUGCCAGUCAAUUUAUUCAGGAGCGUGCUGUUAAGAACUUUACUUUAGUUCAUGCUGACUUUGGUAGAAUGCUUACUGAAGGCCUUAACUUGGCCAAAUCGGCCAAAAUCUAAAGAACUGAAAUUAAUUAUUAUCUUUGCAAAUAUUUUCAAUGUUUUCAAUGCUAAUGCACAUAACUUUUUUGAGGUUACGGGUCGCUUCCAGACACAUUUUUUGAUAUAUUAUUAAAACAUAAAGGGCUGUGAUACAGUCUGCCAAAGGGCAAACAAUUGUAAUGUUUAUUUUUAUUGGAUAAAAAACGAAAAAUUAUUUGAAAUUCAAAUUGUAAUACCGUUUAUUGGUUAAAUUGUUCAAAUUGUCGAUUUGUAAUCUUAUUGGAGAAGAUUAGCAAAUUCUUGUUGGCUUUAUUUUUUUUUAAUCAAUUGAAAUCGCUAUCCCUUUAUGCUUGUAUAAUCAUAUUGUUAUAUGAAAUUUUGUGUUUAAACAAGUACAGAUAUAUACAUAUGUAUGCUUUUUUUACAUUUUUAAUAAAAUUCAAUAUUCAUAAAAUAAAAAAAAUA
Zeugodacus cucurbitae (melon fly) is the source of this 2099-nucleotide messenger RNA. RefSeq names its product catalase. Gene Ontology annotation, cellular component: mitochondrion; cytoplasm; peroxisome. The record is from RefSeq and is a predicted model, not a curated record. Gene Ontology annotation, molecular function: catalase activity; heme binding. NCBI's taxonomy places the organism in Eukaryota, Metazoa, Arthropoda, Insecta, Diptera, Tephritidae. Gene Ontology annotation, biological process: hydrogen peroxide catabolic process; response to hydrogen peroxide. The transcript is spliced from 3 exons. The coding region runs from base 132 to 1652 and encodes 506 amino acids.